UUGUCUGAUUGGCUGGAAAUACGAGUAUCAUGAAAAUCAAUUGGCCUAAGUGCUGUGCACGCUGAGCCCAUGUCGAUGUUUUGCUCGUCCGUGCCGUUCUCUUAAGACAUCCACGGUCUGUGCUCGUCGUUCAAUACUAUCUUUGGCAUAAAUUACACGCGUGUAAGCAUACACUACAUUUGUGAAAAAAUGGCAGCUGGCAAAUAGAGGGAAGUGUGAGGAUCUUCACUCGGAAAAAACACGACACUUAACACAACUACACCGGCAUAGCAGCAGACCUGGUCACCAUUGGUCGUCACCACAGACGUGUCACCAUUGGUCAGCAGUCACCAUGGGAAAAACUACACUAAAAGAUCAGAAAGACGUUAAAAGAGAGAAACCAGGAAGAAUGGUUCCUCUAUCAGGUACAACCCAUGCAACAACUAAAGAUGCUUUCAGCUGGGAAGAAUAUCUAAAAGAAACGUCUUCUUUACCUGCUCCACCAGGCUGUUUUCGUCAGGCUAGAGUCCCGCCCUCCAACGACUUCAAGGUGGGAAUGAAGAUUGAAGCCCAUGACCCGCGCAAUUCCACUUCAGUUUGUAUUGCCACCGUGAUGGGCUUAACUGGGGUUCGUCUGCGUCUCCGUCUGGACGGAAGUGACAACAGCAAUGACUUCUGGAGGCUCGUAGACUCCUCGGAUAUCCAGCCUAUUGGCACUUGCGAGAAGAACGGAGACAUGCUGCAGCCACCGCUGGGAUUUCGGAUGAAUGCCUCCUCAUGGCCCAUGUUUCUGUUGAGGACUUUAAAUGGAGCCGAGAUGGCGCCAGCACUUGCCUUUAAAAAGGAACCUCUGAGGCCCCCCCAGAACCACUUCAAGUCUGGCAUGAAGCUGGAGGCCGUGGACAAGAAGAACCCGUACCUCAUCUGCCCCGCUACCAUUGGGGAAGUGAGGGGCGAUGAGGUCUUCAUCAUGUUCGAUGGGUGGCGGGGUGCCUUUGAUUACUGGUGCAAGUAUGACUCCCGGGACAUCUUCCCUGUGGGCUGGUGCUCCCUCACGAAGCACAGCCUCCAGCCGCCAGGCAACAGUGUUACCCUGCCAAAGAACCUGCAGAACCUUCCGGCGUCACCCUCCAAGCCUAGCAGGCGUUCCAUGCAGUCCCCCUACAGACUCCCCAACCCUCUGCCCCCUUUGCCUGUCAGGAAGGGGGUAAGAGGCCGUCGGCCCAAGAGUGAGACCAUCGCUCUACUCAAAGCUGUGGCCGAAGCAGCCGCUGCUCAAAACGGAACGGUACCUGAGAACACACAGCUCGGACCCCGGCCCCAUAAGAAGAGAGGCCCCAAGCCUGGAAGCAAGCGGAAGCCCAAGCUGCUCCAAAGCCCGGCGCAGCUGCCCAGCAUCCAGGUUCCACAUGAAAGCCCCCCCAGCCUCAACUCUGUGGUUUCAACAGUGUGUGUUUAUGUAAAUAAGCACGGAAACUGUAGUCCCCACCUGAACAGGAAGCAGAUGCAGCAUCUGCCAGACCACUUUGGCCCGGGGCCAGUGAACGCUGUGCUCCAGCAGGUGGUCCAGUCAUGUGUAGACUGCGCAUACCAGCCUAAAGUCCUCCUCAGUGCUCUGCAGACUCAUUCAGGAGGAGGAGAGAUUGUCCGAGUGAGGACAGAUGGUGGAGUGUGCAUGGUCAAACUCCCAUCAGCCUCCAGUGCUUCCUUUGUGCUGCGGUUCUUGGAGACUAUGUGUCGUCACCUGCAAUGUGACAACCUGUUCAGCAGCCAGCCGUUCAGCCACUACACUGCUUAUGACAGGACCAAGUCAGCCCAUCCUUGUUCCUGUGUUUCAGUGAAAGAAGAGGCGUUGGAUGCGCCAUCUCUGGCUCGGGGGAGUAAACGGAGUCUCUCUGGAGUCUCCCCAACAUAUGCGGCCCCUCUGUCACCUAAACAUUUACGUACCGAAGCUCACCCUUCAGAAGCAGAGACCCUGCCCCAUCAAGAGAACAACCUAAUAAAGGAGCAACGCUACAUGGACUCAGCCUCCAACUCCAUGACCCCUCGGCCCCAAACAGUGCGCAGCUCCUCAGAGUACCACGCUCAGGCCAGCAGCCCGUACCACCCGGGCAAAGCCAUGCGCCGUCUCUCCUCCAACCCCGCCGAGCUCAGCUCCACACAGCCUCACAGACGGGUCGAAGCAGCCAGCUCCACCACAGGCCCUGAGGCAUUGGUGUCUGAGCGGGAGAGUUUGCCGCUGCCCAGUAAAAACCCCUCCUCCUGGUCCAUUGAAGAGGUCAUGCAGUUUGUGAGGGGUGCUGACCCAACAGCGUUAGCCCCACAUGCUGAACUAUUCAGAAAACACGAGAUUGACGGAAAAGCUCUGAUGCUGCUACGGAGCGACAUGAUCAUGAAGUACAUGGGUCUGAAACUGGGGCCUGCACUGAAGAUAUGCCAUCACAUAGAGAGGCUGAAACAAGGCAAACUGUAAGAGGAGCCGGGGCAGCCCUGUCCCUGUCAGACCCAUGAGCAAUAAGCCCUGAAGGAGCCAGCGUGCGGACAGUGACUCAUGGGGCAUGCAGAGGGCGACAUGUAAAUCUCGACUCCACCUCAGGGGACUGAAUAGAUGUUACACAACUUCAUCCCAACUUCCAGAGUGGAGAAAGUGUGCUGUGCAUUGCUGACACAUUACCUCAUCCCCUCAUCCGUGAAUGAAAAGCUGUUCAAGUCUAACAGACGGCUAUUUGACUAUUAAUGAAAUCCCAAAGGAAAAGAAUCCCUGUAGUGUUUACAUUGCAUAGCACAUGAGCACACGAGGACACUUUUUUUUUUUUACGGAGAUGAAAUCUUUUGAUCCUGGUUUUGGAUCCCCAAAGAUGGAGAAUGUUUCUUCUUAUAUAAUGUUUUUACUCUUGAUGUAUAUUUCCACUUAAUAAGGAAGGGUUGGUAUACUGAAAAAACU
Messenger RNA from Etheostoma cragini (Arkansas darter), 2923 nucleotides. Its product is annotated as sex comb on midleg-like protein 2. Bases 332 to 2452 code for a protein of 706 amino acids. NCBI's taxonomy places the organism in Eukaryota, Metazoa, Chordata, Actinopteri, Perciformes, Percidae. Gene Ontology annotation, biological process: regulation of DNA-templated transcription. The transcript has 15 exons. Gene Ontology annotation, cellular component: nucleus. Gene Ontology annotation, molecular function: protein binding. The record is from RefSeq and is a predicted model, not a curated record.